Neurospora crassa OR74A is the source of this 1495-nucleotide messenger RNA. RefSeq lists its product as hypothetical. Bases 6 to 1457 code for a protein of 483 amino acids. The transcript has a single exon. The record is from RefSeq and is a predicted model, not a curated record. Lineage: Eukaryota; Fungi; Ascomycota; Sordariomycetes; Sordariales; Sordariaceae.
GGACUAUGUGUAUGACCAUCACCUGGUACUUUCAACCUCUGGCUGCCCUCGAAAUGGAUACCCAAGUUUCUCGCCCACAGGCACACAUCACGCAUGCCAUGAGUGACUUCGAACACGAAAUAAGGCAAAGAGAUCAAGCCGGACAUUCCGCCUUUCUCAAAGACAACUCUCGGUCAUCCUCGGUAUAUGACGAGAUAGUCGAAAGCUAUAGCGACACAGCACCUAAAAGACACCAAGAAGGGUUCUCUUCAACUGUUCGGAAUGUCGCUUCCCAGCCGGCACUACAACGGGAGGAGUGGUCUACAGGAGCCCAGCCACGCAACAAGCCAACAAGUCCACGUCUUUCUCCCCGUACCGGCACCUUUUUCGAUGCCUUCCGCAACCAUCAAGACUUAGGCUACCUAAAGCCACCGCCUCUCUCAGUGCCGAUCUCAAGGCCUGUCGAGACAGCUCGCCCUCAAGGCCGAACACGAAGCUCCCCCGUUCCUCUCAUGCAUCGCCAAACUUCUAGAGUCAGCCUCUUUCCCAGGAUCGAUCAUACUCCAGCUGUGACGCCAUGUCCCUCCUAUUCCGCACCCGAAAUAUCAAUACCAUUCCAUAAUCCGGCAUCAAGCACAGCAGUUAGUGUCUCAAGCACGAGACACUUGACCGCAGCACCACCACCACCACCACCACCUGUUCCCCCGAAAGACACUUCACUUCGACCACCACCCGUUCCCCGGAAGGACACUCCCUCUCUACCACCGCUCAGAGUACCCUCACAAACUCUAUCUACUAGCGACGAUGCCUCCAUGAGAAACCCCAUCAAAGGCCCCGCUCUGUACACCCAGCCCCGUCCCGUCCCGUCGACUCCAAAUCCCUGCCGUCAUCACCAGCGCCAAGCGAUGCGCCUCAACACGCCCUACAUGCAAAUGCUUCUCGCCCUUGACAAAAUACCCCGUCUGCAUAACAUCCUCGUUUCGUGUUUUACCUGGAUCCUUCUCGUUGCGUUUAUCAUCGUUACCGGAUCCUUUCAUACCCCUUCUGGAUCCGUCGUGUAUCUUAUGGAAUCGUGGUUCGCCGUCAGCCUAGGUUGCAUGGCCCUCGGCAUCCUAGGUUGCCUCUGGCUCGGCAUCCGGUGGCGGAGAAAUUAUGUCUGGUUGAUUAACAGGCUGUAUAUGCCUCUGUUUUUGAAUGGACUGGCGGGUGUGUUGGCUACUUUGGUGAGUGUGCAUGCGCAGCAUAAAGGGGGGUGGUGUUUUCCGGCAGUGAUGGCGAUGGCAGUGGAAGGGGUUUUGAUGGUUGUGUCGGUGGUGUCGCUUGGGUUGUAUAAUUUUUGGUUGUUGAGGAGGGUGAAGAAGUUUGAGAAUGGGUAUUAUGGUAGGGGUAGAAAUGACUGGGAGGGGGGAGAGAAAGAGGAAAGGUUCAAGAGUCGGGGAUGGAAUGCGCCGCCUCAUGCACCGGGAAGUAUUGUGUAGAUGGUGAGUGUAGAAGAUUAGGACGAAUAGGAGUGGAG